This is a messenger RNA of Myripristis murdjan (pinecone soldierfish), 5115 nucleotides long. It is a transcript of the gene scap, whose product is annotated as SREBF chaperone. Gene Ontology annotation, molecular function: sterol binding; protein binding. The transcript is spliced from 23 exons. Gene Ontology annotation, cellular component: Golgi membrane; endoplasmic reticulum membrane; SREBP-SCAP complex. The coding region runs from base 295 to 4377 and encodes 1360 amino acids. Gene Ontology annotation, biological process: regulation of cholesterol biosynthetic process; SREBP signaling pathway. The record is from RefSeq and is a predicted model, not a curated record. Lineage: Eukaryota; Metazoa; Chordata; Actinopteri; Holocentriformes; Holocentridae.
CAGGCCCCACUGCUACACCCACGUAACCCCACAGCGCGCAGCGAACUGGACACACAGCUGAGAGAUGGAGGCAGGCACUGAGGGUUUUUCCCCGCGAGAGAGUGAAAGGGACCAGAACCUGGCUGAGAGUCCACUUUCCUACAGAAAGACAGUUUGCAGAGGCUUUACUUCAAAGCUCUCUUUUAACCUUUCCAAUAGCCAUUGUGCUGGCGCACUGGGUCAUUGCUCUGUUUACUGUAUAGGGUAUUUAUAGUGGCAGAUCAAGAGACUCCUGAGGCGAAUUCCACCCGGGGAAUGUUUCCGUUGUUCCCGGGGGGACGAGUCGAGCAGUCGCACACGGUGCCUGCUGCCGAAGGGAGAAGGGAGCGCUAUGCAAACCAAGAAGCACCACUGAAGCUCAAAAAACCCAGCACCGCCGCUUUCAGGGGACAUAAACGGCUACGAGCCAGAGAGGUAACCUGGCCUCCAUCAGGCAGAUCCCUGGAUGCCCCGCGGUGCCCCAUCCUCGGCCGCCCAGUGUCCCCCGAUGGCCGGCAGCUGACCCCGCCCCCCAGGAUGACGCUGCGCGAGCGGCUCAGAGAGAAGAUUUCAGCGGCCUUCUACCACCACGGGCUGCUGUGUGCCUCCUACCCAGUACCCAUCAUCCUCUUCACCUCCGCCAGCAUCCUCACUUGCUGUUAUCCAUUAUUGAGGCUGCCUUUGCCUGGAACGGGUCCUGUGGAGUUCACCACAGGAGUUCGAGACUACACUGUCCCUUCCCAUGAGCCCCAGGGAGACCUCGGAGAACGGCCCGACUGGUACCGGGGUCCUCCAGUGGCCUACAUCCAGCAGGUGUUGGUGAAGGCGGCAGUGUCUCCGUGGGACAGCAGCCUGGUGCCGGUCGACGUGUUUCGGUCGCCACUGGGCCGAGUCUUCAGCCUGCUGGAAGAGAUCCGCAACCAUGUUCACUCUGACAGCACUGGCGUUCGGAGUCUGGAGGCGCUGUGUCUCCAGGUAACAGACCUGUUGCCAGGGUUACGGCGGAUGCAGUCUGUGCUGCCCGAGCAUGGCUGCCUGCUCGUCUCACCGGGCAACUACUGGCAGAACCAGCGGGAGCUCUUCGAUUCGGAUCCCGACCCCCUCAAGACCAUCCAGAAACAUGAACCCAAAGGCCUGCACACCUCUGCCACGCUGCGAGACCUGCUGUUUGGCGUCCCUGGCAAGCAUACGGGCGUCAGUCACUACAACAGGAAGAGGGUGGUGACAUACACCAUCACUGUAGUGCUGGUCAGCUACGACACAAGGUUCCUGGGCAGCCUGCGGUCCCGUCUGAAGCAGCUCCACCCGUCGGCCAACUGCAGCCUGCGGGACGACCACAUGGUGCACGUCCACUUCAAGGAGGAGAUCGGCAUCGCUGAGCUCAUCCCCCUCGUCACCACAUACAUCAUCCUGUUUGCCUACAUCUACUUCUCCACACGUAAGAUCGACAUGGUGAAGUCGAAGUGGGGUUUGGCUCUGGCUGCGGUGGUGACGGUGCUCAGCUCUCUGCUCAUGUCCGUGGGGCUGUGCACGCUGUUCGGACUCACUCCCACGCUCAACGGAGGUGAGAUUUUCCCCUAUCUGGUGGUGGUGAUUGGCCUGGAGAACGUCCUGGUCCUCACCAAAUCAGUGGUGUCCACUCCGGUCGACCUCGAGGUCAAACUGCGCAUCGCCCAGGGCCUGAGUAAUGAGAGCUGGUCUAUCAUGAAGAACAUGGCCACUGAACUGUGCAUCAUCCUCAUUGGAUACUUCACUCUUGUGCCCGCCAUCCAGGAGUUCUGUCUGUUCGCUGUGGUGGGGCUGGUGUCUGACUUCUUCCUGCAGAUGUUUUUCUUCACCACAGUACUAUCGAUAGACAUCCGCCGCAUGGAGCUGGCUGACCUGAACCGGCGUCUGCCGGCUGAAGCAGGUCUGCCUCCCCCUAAGCCAGGCCCCCUGCGUCCCCGUGAGGCCCCCCCACCUCCGCGGCCCUCCCCCCACACCAUCACCCUGCAGACCCCGGCUUUCAGGAAUCUGAGGCUCCCUAAAAGGCUGCGGGUGGUCUACUUUCUAGCCCGCACUCGCCUGGCUCAGCGCAUCAUCAUGGUUGGCACGGUGAUUUGGAUCGGCAUCCUGGUCUACACCGACCCGGCCGGCCUCCGUACCUACCUGGCCGCACAGGUGUCUGAGCAAAGCCCGCUGGGAGAUUCUGGCGGCGGUGGCCUGCCCCCUCACCUCGGAGUGGCCCCUGUUUUCCACGCGGGAGACCCCACCAGCACCCUCAGCGUCCUCCCUGCCCCCGAGCCCACCCCCCUGCCCGAGAACCAAUCGCAGGGCCAUCACGGCUCGGCCGGGGCGGGGCCCCGUCCUCAGGUCCCGCCCGCCGUGCCCCAGAUCACCUGGGGGGCGGAGGACGAGGAGGGCUGGAGGAGGCUGUCCUUCAGGCACUGGCCGUCGCUCUUCAGCUACUACAACAUCACGUUAGCAAAGAGGUACAUCAGCAUCCUGCCUGUCAUUCCUGUCACCCUCCACCUGAGCCCACAGGAAGCCAUUGAGACACGCCACCCUCAGGACACCAGACACCCUCCCCCACCCAUCCCCAAGGUCUCCGCAGACCUGCAGACUGACCUCACCCUCUACAAGGUGGCAGCUCUGGGCCUGGCGGCGGGCGUCCUGCUGGUUCUGCUGCUCUUCUGUCUCUACCGGGUUCUUUGCCCGCGAAACUACGGGCAGAACGGCGUGGCCCAUGGGCGCCGGCGCCGGGGCGACCUGCCCUGCGACGACUACGGAUACUCACCACCUGUCAGCGAGAUCUCACCGCUGCUGCUGAGAGGCCACAGCAUGGACAUCGAGUGUUUGGCGAGUGACGGGAUGCUGCUGGCUAGCUGCUGCCUGGCGGGACAGAUCCGGGUUUGGGACGCUCAAACCGGAGACUGCCUGACGGUCAUCCCCAACCACGGGCUGAGACGGAGCAGCAGCAGUGGCUGCUGGGAGCAGCGGGACGGCUGGGACAGCGUGGGCGGAGCCACAGAGCCGGAGUGCUUAGGCUCAGACUGUCGUGAACAUUCGUUCAGCGGAGACGGCCUAUCAGAGGACGAGGGAGACCUGCUGAGACGGCGCUCUGUGCCCGCCCGCCCCACGCUGUUCACCGACCAGCCCGACCUCACGCCGCUCAUCGACACAAACUUCACCUGCCAGCCGCCCUCGCACCUCGCCACCCCGCCCAGAGGAGGUUUCGACUUCGGCGGCCUGGUGGAGCGCGCCUACCUGGAGCAUGAGUCCCCGUCGCCCUCCACCUACCCCUCCCCCUCCUCAGCUGCCUCCUCCUCGCCGCCCUCAGCAGCUCAUCUCCAGAGGAGGCGGAGCCUGGGGGACGCCCCGACCCUCCCGGCCCAGGACAGGGCCUCCACAGCGGGGACACAGGCGACGGCGGACUGGGACAGCUCCGUCUGGGCCAUGGAGCUGAGGGGGAAUCUGAUCGCUGCUGGCAGGAGCAGCGGGAAGCUGGAGCUUUGGGACGCAGUGGAAGGCUCGUUACGCUGCAGCAACGAAGACGGUGUCUCGGGGAUCACAGCUCUGGCCUUCCUCAACAAUAGAAUCGUAGCGGCUCGGCUGAACGGGUCUUUAGAUUUCUUCACUGUAGAAAUCAACAAACCUCUGGGCCUGCUGCAGUACAGAGGAGCGCCCGGGCGUGGCAGCAUGCCCCCCUCCCCCUGCUACAGCAGCGAGGAUGUGAUCAGCUGCCAGCUCACCCGCUCGGUGCAGUGCGCCCACCAGAAGCCAAUCACGGUCCUGCGAGCGGCGGCCGGCAGGGUGGUGACGGGCAGCCAGGACCACACCGUCAGGGUUUACCGUCUGGAGGACUCGUGUUGCCUCUUCACCCUGCAGGGUCACUCUGGGGGAAUAACAGCCAUCUACAUCGACCAGACCAUGGUUCUGGCCAGUGGCGGGCAGGACGGCGCCAUCUGCCUGUGGGACGUCCUGACAGGGAGUCGGGUCAGCCAUGUCUACGGUCACCGUGGCGACGUCACCUCGCUGGUCUGCACCACAUCCUGUGUCAUCAGCUCAGGACUAGAUGACCUCAUCUGUAUCUGGGACCGCAGCACCGGCAUCAAGCUCUACUCCAUACAGCAGGAGGUGGGCUGCGGCGCCAGCCUCGGGGUGAUCUCCGAGUCGCUCCUGGUGACGGGCGGUCAGGGCUGCGUCUCCUUCUGGGACCUGAACUUUGGCGACCUGCUGCAGACGGUCUACCUGGGCCAGAGCAGCGACGGCCAGGGCGUCCGGCAGCUGCUGGUGCUCGACAACGCCGCCAUCGUCUGCGACUUUGGCAGCGAGCUCAGCCUGGUCUACGUGCCCUCGGUGCUGGAGAAACUGGACUGAGGCGGGAGACCGCCGACCGUGACCGCCGAAGUCGGCACGAGCACCGACAGGGAGGAAAAACAAGCAGGAGGAAACAGAAAACAGAAAACAUGCACUUGGAGCUUCUCUUUGGUCUCCAUCCGUUCCACAGUCGGACAGUCUGUAUUUUUUUAUUUGUUUGUUUGUGACACACAAAGACGUGAUCGUUAGGCCUUUUUCCAUAGCAGUGAGAUUUUGUUUUCAUUAAAUAAAAAAAAGUGCAAGCUUUGGUGACAGAAAACGAGGAGCACUGACAUUUCUGUGAAGGUCACGAGGCUGGACGGUACACGCCCAAAGAUGACGAUAUCAACCUGUUGCCAGCUUGUGCUUCUUUUUUUUUCUUCUUUUUUUUUUUUUUAAAUAAAUGUUGUGGCUCUGCCCUCUAUGCUGCUGAUGUGGGUCGGGCUUCAUGAUGACCCCCCCCCCCCACCCGGAGAGGAAGAAGAAACCGUCUCCUUAUUUUUUUAAUAUUCCUUGCUGCCUGGUUCGCUUAGCAGCCACGGCAAGCUCAAGACGUCUGCGGCCCGUUUGGCUAAGCUAAGCAGUUAUAUUAUACGUGUGUGUGUGUGUGUGUGUGUGUGUGUGUGUGUGUGUGUGUUGGGGAUAGAGCGAAUGUGUCUAGGGACUUUCCUUCUUCCUGGUAAAAAAAAAAAACUGCUGAGAACAAAAAUCAGUGAAUUUGCUUUGAAUGAAUUUGUGUGUGUGUGUGUGUGUGUGUGU